Messenger RNA from Abrus precatorius (Indian licorice), 666 nucleotides. RefSeq names its product glycolipid transfer protein 2-like. Bases 1 to 666 code for a protein of 221 amino acids. Gene Ontology annotation, molecular function: ceramide 1-phosphate transfer activity; ceramide 1-phosphate binding. Lineage: Eukaryota; Viridiplantae; Streptophyta; Magnoliopsida; Fabales; Fabaceae. The record is from RefSeq and is a predicted model, not a curated record. Gene Ontology annotation, cellular component: cytoplasm; membrane; cytosol. Gene Ontology annotation, biological process: ceramide transport; intermembrane lipid transfer. The transcript is spliced from 6 exons.
AUGAAGAGCAAUAAGAGAGACAUGGAGAAGAGGUCAGAGAUAAGUUUUUGCAUUGAAGAGCUUUCUAUGAUGGUUAUAGUUAAACCUGGUGAAAAUCAUGAGUCUUCCUUCAUCCCCACCAAGCCUUUCCUCUCUGUUUGUUACCUGGUUCUACAAGUUCUUGAUAAGAUAGGACCAACUAUGGCUGUUUUGAGACUAGACGUUUACCAGAAUAUUAAGAGAUUGGAACUCAUGCAUGAAUCAGAUCCAUCAUUGAAUUCGAAUUUGGUUGAGAUUUUGAAAUCAGAAGCAAGAGAAGGCAAUGCCAAAAAAGGGUCUAGCUGCAGUAAGGCCUUUGUUUGGCUCACUAGGACCCUUGAUUUCACUUCAUUAUUAUUACAAACACUUGCAAAAGAUCCUGAAAAGAAAAUGGAGCAAGUAGUUGAAGAGACUUAUGAUGCUACUUUAAAACCAUGGCAUCGAUGGAUUUCAUCAGCUGCUUUCAGAGUGGCUCUAAAACUAGUACCCGAAAGUAAAAUUUUCAUCGAUCUACUUAAGACCGAAGAUGAAAACUAUGACACCCUGAAAGAGAAAAUGCAGAUGUUGGUUUCUUUGUUUGUGCCUUUUCUUGAGGAUAUCCACUGUAUUCUAAAAUUGUAUAACUUGGACGAGCUAAAAUCAACCUAA